AUUUGGCCACCAGCUCGUCUUACCCCCUCGUUAGGUGCGAUAUCCCCUGACAAAAACCGUCCUCGUAGACUCGGCAGCCGCUCGUGUCGCUAGUCCGGAUUUGAGGGUUUAAACAGACACAAGGAAAAAGUGAAGAUGGACCCGCUGGUUGCUGCUAUUGACCAGGGCACGAGCUCGACAAGGUUCCUGGUGUUCAAUGCAAAAACCGCCGAGCUGAUCAGUCACCAUCAGGUAGAAAUCAAGCAGCGUUUCCCCAAAGAGGGCUGGGUAGAGGAGGACCCCAAGGAGAUAAUGCUGUCUGUCUAUGAGUGCAUAGAGAGGACCUGUGAAAAGCUCUGCCAGCUCAACAUCGACAUCUCCAACAUAAAAGCUUUGGGAGUAACCAACCAGCGAGAGACAACUCUGGUGUGGGACAAGGAGACCGGAGAGCCACUUUACAAUGCUAUUGUUUGGUUGGACCUGCGAACACAGCCAACAGUGGAGAGGCUCAUCAACAAGGCUCCAGGCAGAAACAAGAACCACCUGAAGCAUAAGACCGGUCUUCCCAUCAGCACCUACUUCAGUGCAGUGAAGCUGCGUUGGCUGCUUGACAACGUGGAUGAGGUGCAGCAGGCGGUGCUGAGCCGGCAAGCCCUGUUCGGGACAGUGGACUCCUGGAUCAUCUGGUGUCUGACAGGGGGCAGGAACGGUGGAGUGCACUGUACAGAUGUUUCUAACGCCAGUCGCACCAUGCUGUUCAACAUUAACACCAUGGCCUGGGAUCCUGAGCUGUGCAGGUACUUUGAAGUCCCUAUGGAAAUCCUCCCCAAAGUCAGAAGUUCCUCUGAAAUAUACGGCUGGAUGAAAUCUAACUCACUUGCAGGAGUUCCUAUCUCUGGGUGUCUAGGUGACCAGUCAGCUGCUCUAGUAGGUCAGAUGUGCUUCAGGGAGGGCCAGGCCAAAAACACGUAUGGAACUGGCUGCUUCCUGCUCAGAAACACAGGCACCAAGCCUGUGAUGUCAGAGCAUGGCCUGCUGACCACUGUGGCCUACAAGCUGGGAAAAAAUGAGCCUGCCUGCUAUGCGCUCGAGGGAUCAGUGGCCAUCGCAGGGGCAGUGGUACGGUGGCUGAAGGACAACAUGGGCAUCGUGCAGUCCUCAUCAGAGAUUGAAAAACUAGCGGCUGCAGCAGGGACGUCGUACGGCUGUUACUUUGUGCCGGCUUUCUCUGGGCUCUACGCUCCCUACUGGGAACCUAGUGCAAGAGGAAUCAUCUGUGGGCUCACUCAGUUCACUAACAGGAAGCAUUUGGCAUUUGCUGCUCUGGAGGCUGUCUGCUUCCAGACCAGAGAGAUCCUUGAUGCCAUGAACCAGGACAGCGGUGUCCCUCUGACAGAGCUGCAGGUAGACGGAGGCAUGACCUCCAACAGGCUACUGAUGCAGCUGCAGGCAGACAUCCUUUGCAUUCCCGUAGUGAGACCCACCAUGUCAGAGACCACUGCUUUGGGCGUAGCCAUGGCAGCAGGGGCAGCAGAAGGGGUGGACGUGUGGCACCUCAGAAGAAAUCUUGCGGUUGGGGCUGAGAGGUUUGAACCUCAGAUCAACUCUGAUGGUGAGAGAGCGAGUUCCGCUUCGCUCGUUGGAAGAAGGCCGUCCAGAAAGCCAUGAACUGGGAGACCACUGAGCCGUGCUGCAACACGAACGCUCAUUUUACAGAUGUACGAAGAGGUGAAACACAUGUCAUGAGGCAGGAUGCGUCUGUGAUCCAGAAAUAGUCAACAAGCAGUGUUUGUUUGCAUUACACUUGGAUCAGCAGGAAAUAAAAAAUUUUGCAACCAAGUCAAGAAUAAGUUCAGCCAGGAAAUGAUGGAAACGGCAUCUUAAUCCCUCAUCUUGGUUUAGUGUAAUACCCCUCCGUUGUUCCCCAGCAUGUGUAUCUGCACCGAUCAGCCACAACGUUAGCAACAGACGGUUAAUGUGGCAGCAGUUUUUCCCUUCUGACAAAAAAACACUACUGCUCUGUUGAGGCUUAAGGAACCUCAGCACAGUUAGCUCCAGCAGGGCUACAAGCUCUGUGUGUUUAUUGUUGGAGCAUUUCCUGGAACCUAUUGCUUUGCCUCCAUAGAUGUUACAUAUAACCACAAGCAACACAUGUCUGUUAGUAUGAGAAUUAUGUUUGUCCACACAGAUCAACAGCAGUAACAUAUCUGUGGUCUGAGACAUUCAGUGGAAACAUGGACAAAUACUGUGGAACAAUAUUGGGAGAUGAAAACUGUGCUGUCAGUGAACAGUGUGCAGCUUCCAGCAUAAGUGAACAGUUAAUCAACCUCAAGAGCCAACAGAACUUAACAUGAGUGAACCUCCAGCAGCUACAGGAGCUUUGUCAGCUGUCAGGUAAUAACUAUGACCUGGUCUCGUAAAGGGAAACCUGGCGUCCAGGUAUAGAAGAUAAUGCUGAAUAUCAUCACUGUAACAAAAGGGGAUGCUGCUUUUUUUUAACAUUUCUGUUGCACAUGUGAUGAUUCUGUUAAAUGCUAGGAUCUAUAGGAUGCAGUUACAUUUUUUUGAAAGUUACAAGAAUUGAGGACUUGAGAGAUUUCUGGACAAAACGGGUUAAUCAUUUACUAAAACUGUAACAGACAAACUGAGGGUGCAGAAAAGCAUGUUAUUCAUGCUCACCAUAUACAUCAAAAAUUAUAAAGAUUUCUUUAAACAAGUUUUAAUCUACCCAUUACAAACAUGUUAUUUUAUAAUUAUUCUAGAUUAGAACCUUUACACACACUGAAGAUGUUGCAAUUGUAAAUUAAAGUCUGCAUUGAAAUGCAAA
Betta splendens (Siamese fighting fish) is the source of this 2806-nucleotide messenger RNA. Its product is annotated as glycerol kinase-like. The record is from RefSeq and is a predicted model, not a curated record. Gene Ontology annotation, molecular function: glycerol kinase activity. Gene Ontology annotation, cellular component: mitochondrion. The coding region runs from base 136 to 1647 and encodes 503 amino acids. The transcript has 19 exons. NCBI's taxonomy places the organism in Eukaryota, Metazoa, Chordata, Actinopteri, Anabantiformes, Osphronemidae. Gene Ontology annotation, biological process: triglyceride metabolic process; glycerol-3-phosphate biosynthetic process; glycerol metabolic process.